Ruditapes philippinarum (Manila clam) is the source of this 735-nucleotide messenger RNA. RefSeq lists its product as uncharacterized. The record is from RefSeq and is a predicted model, not a curated record. Lineage: Eukaryota; Metazoa; Mollusca; Bivalvia; Venerida; Veneridae. The coding region runs from base 112 to 675 and encodes 187 amino acids. The transcript is spliced from 2 exons.
ACGUCACGUGACGUUUGUAUUGACGUCGCUUUGCAGUAAUUGCGUCUUAGCAACGAGUGUGUGAUACAUAGAUAAACAGCAAAGAAUUUUUUAAGCGAUAUGUGCUAAAAUAUGGAUGAAACACAGCUCAUUACAGACGAAAAUCACGUCACGACAGUUCCCGAGGUGACAGACAACGGACAGAAUGAAACUGGAAAGAAAAAGCGAAAAAGGAAGUAUUCACAGAAACAAUGGGAGAGAUGGAUGAAAUAUCGGGAAAAGAAAGGUCUAGAGAAGAAAAUGAAUGUUAGAAACAUGCAGGAAGUUACCAUGGCUAUCGAUGGCACGCAUCAACACAUCACAUUACCAGUUGUUUCUAACUUAAGAGCAGAGGCAGAGGAAUUUGUACCAAGGUCAUUUACUUUGACCUACGAUAAGCAGCUUUCCCAACCCAACGACAAUGCUCAAAUCCAGGAGAAUGACGUAGAAACCCAGGCUAAUUCAGGUGAAACAGAAAUUGACGAAGAAACCCAGGCUAACACCGCUGAGGACUCCGGCGCCGAGAGUUCAUUUGGUAUAUUGUCAAUCUACGCUGCAAGUGAACUUCACAGUUCAAUUGACAAGGAUGCGUAUUGCGCGGCAAAGGAUGCUGAAAUGGAUUUCGGAUACACUUUCUUUUCUAUUUGGAAUUUGUAAAAUUAAAUAAAUAAAUGGAAAAAAGGAAAAUAAUGGCGUUCUUGUAUUUUUAAAAAUUUU